Necator americanus (New World hookworm) is the source of this 951-nucleotide messenger RNA. RefSeq lists its product as uncharacterized. The transcript is spliced from 6 exons. Lineage: Eukaryota; Metazoa; Nematoda; Chromadorea; Rhabditida; Ancylostomatidae. The record is from RefSeq and is a predicted model, not a curated record. The coding region runs from base 1 to 951 and encodes 316 amino acids.
AUGAACAACCGCUCGUGUCUUGACAUUUUAAGAAUUCGAAACAUCCCUGCUGGUGUUACGACUCCAUGCCGAUUUGUAGACGAAAUCGUUCCAACUCAAAACUUCAGCAAAAUGAAAACACUCCUUACUGUUCUGAUUCUCAUUGGAGCUGUACUCUGUGGCCCUCAUGGAUCGGAUGAGUUCGAAGGAAGAGAUGGACCAGGAGGGCGUGGAGGUAGAGGUAGAGGAGGUCCUGGAGGAAGAGGUAGACCACCUUUCCGUCCUAGACCUCCACCACCGUACCUUAGAAAUGUGACCGAAGAGGCACGCAGAGAAUACUUCGAUAUUGUGUCGAACAUGAACACAACUUUCGCGAAACAAAAGGAAGAGAUCUUGGCAUGGGGAGAGAAAUAUGGAGUUCUAACUCAAGUCGAAGAGUUCAACGCGAACAUGACUUACAUGAAAGACGAGAUGAAGAAAAAUGUUACCGAGUUGAUUUCUAAGUUGCCGGAAGCUCUCCAAAACUUCUCUGCACUUAUGGAGAAUGAGAACCAGACUCCUAUUCAACUUCACGAAGCCAUCGGCAAACUUAACGCUGAGGAUCCAAAAUUGUACAAUGUUCUGAAGUUCAUUUUGCACCAAUUCAUGCCGAGACAUGGACCAAGAGGACCCGGAAAGCGAGGGGGCAGAGGAGGCCCAUGGGGAUUCGGGGGUCCAGGUGGUGAAGGAGAUUUCGGAGGACCAGAAGGAUUCAGAGGACAACAAGGAUUUGGGGGACGGGGAGGUCAACGGGGUUUCGGAAGUCCAGGAGGAUUUGGAAGCCGAGGAAGUGAAGGAAGUUUCGAAGGAAGAGAUGGUUUUGGACAGCCAAACAACAUUGAACAAGGCCAGGAAGGUUUCGAGGAGUACGCAAAUGGAAUCCAGGGGACUCAAGGUGGAUUUGGUGAGCAAGAUAAUGGAUUCCGGUUCUAA